Messenger RNA from Nylanderia fulva, 1077 nucleotides. It is a transcript of the gene Mob4, whose product is annotated as MOB kinase activator 4. The record is from RefSeq and is a predicted model, not a curated record. Lineage: Eukaryota; Metazoa; Arthropoda; Insecta; Hymenoptera; Formicidae.
AGGGUGAAACUUUGGAGAGAAACGAGACGGGGUUCGUGGGUGCAUCAGCAUCUAUCGACGAGACUCGACGAAAAGGUCAUCUCCUCGCUAAUCGAGCGUGUACCGGUCAGUCAAGUGCAACAACUAGCAAGAUGAAGAUGGCGGACGGACCUACAAUCUUGCGAAGAAACAGGCCCGGAACAAAGGCAGAGGACUUCAGUAGGUGGCCUGAUGAGCCGUUUGAAGAAAUGGAUAGCACGCUAGCUGUACAGCAAUAUAUUCAACAAAUGAUCAGAAGAGAUCCAUCUAAUAUUGAAUUAAUACUUAAUAUGCCGGAAGCUAAUGAUGAAGGAGUAUGGAAGUAUGAACAUCUCAGACAAUUCUGCAUGGAGCUUAAUGGUUUGGCAGUGAGAUUACAAGAAGAAUGUCAUCCUGAAACGUGCACACAAAUGACAGCUACAGAACAGUGGAUAUUUUUAUGCGCUGCGCAUAAAACUCCUAAGGAAUGUCCUGCAAUUGAUUACACUCGGCACACGCUGGACGGAGCGGCGUGUUUACUCAACAGUAACAAAUAUUUUCCUAGCAGAAUCAGCAUCAAGGAAUCUUCUGUAGCUAAACUUGGCUCCGUCUGCCGUAGGGUUUACAGAAUCUUCUCACAUGCAUAUUUCCACCAUAGAACAAUAUUCGAUGAAUUUGAAAAUGAGACUUUUCUUUGUCGCAGGUUUACCUCAUUUGUGACAAAAUAUAAUCUGAUGUCAAAGGAUAAUUUAAUAGUACCUAUUAUGGAAGGUGAUGGCGCAACGGAAAGCGAAGCAUAGGACUUAACAUUGCGAUCAUAUUGUCCAAAGUCGAAUUGCCAGAUUUAGUAGGAAAAGUUGAUAAUUUUCACAUUUAACAUUUUAAUACUUUAUGGCAAAUAUAAAUAUGACAAAGGUCUUUGAAUAAGGUCAGUAAAUUUGCUCUUACUUAAAAGCAUAAAUUUAUUACAAUCUUUUAUCUGUCUCCAAUAUGGUUAAGUUAAAUAGAAAUUAUCUUUGAUGAAUGUUUUAUCAAUAGUUGUGCAAUUAUCAAUAUAUACAUAGUAUUUUCUGUGUUUAA